AUGAGUCGCAUCGAGUCGCAUGAGUCGCACCGAGUAAGAGCAAGCCAUCGUUGGACGGACAAACCGGUCGAGCGCGAGCGCGAGCCGUCUGCCGCACGCACGACGGGGGCCCGCACGACGGGGGCCCGUUGCGGCGGGCGACGCGCGCGCGAGCUGGUGUGGCGUUCUCGGUUGGUUGGUCGGGGUGGCGCUGGUGAGGACGUCGGGGGCGGCGAGAGCAAGAGUGCUAGGAGCGUCGAGUGCGCUGAAGCACCGCGUGCGGCGAGAGCGUCGAGUGUGUCGAGAGCUUCAAGCGUGCUAAGAGCGUCAAAAGCGCCAAGCGCGUCGAGUACUAAGAGCACCGCGUGCGUCGAGAGCGUCGAGAGCGCCGAGAGCAAGAGCGCCGAGAGCACCGAAUGCGCCGCGUGCAUCGACGACGCCGCCGAAACGGACGCGGGCGUAUCGGAGGGUACGAUAGAGUGCGACGGAGGGCGGGAGGGUGCGGGGCGGGCGGGCGCGGUACGGUGCUAUAGAGUGCGGGGAUGCUGCGGUACGGUGCUGCGGUGGUAUGCGCGCGAGCGAAGACCGGAACCGCAGCCGGCCGUGGCCUCACGCGGCGCUCUCGAGGCGCGCGCCGACGACGAAGUGGCCGGUGGCCGGUGGCCGUACCGCCCACCCGUCCGCGCGCGUCGCCCACCGCCCACGCAAGCGCCCAAUGCCAGCGCGCGGGUUGACGAGCCGGAUGCGCGCGCGAGGAGGCGCAGUGGGAGGGAUCCCGCGCGCCGGGUCGGCGUGGGACCUCUCUCUGCCUCUCUCCCCUCCCUGCCUCUUUCUGCGCGCGCGGGCGCGGGCGUGGGCGUGGGCGCGGGGCCGGGUGUCGGCGAUCGUCGUCGCCGUCGUCGCCGUCAUCGCCAUCGUCGCCAUCGUCGUCGUCGUAUCGCGGCGCCUCGGAUCCCGAGCGAGCGUGCGCGGACACCGGAUGCGCGCGCGGGGGCUGGGAGAGAUCCUGCGCGCCGGGUCUGCGUGGGAGCUCCCGCUGCGUGGGCGCGCGGCCGGGUGUCGGCGAUCGUCAUCGCCAUCGUCGCCGCAUCGCGGCGCACGAGGUCCCGAGCGAGCGCGUCGCUCCCGAGGGCGUGCGAGAGCACCCGAGCGCAUCCGGGAGCGUGCAAGAAGCGUGCGAGAAGCGUCUACGUUCCGAGCCUCCGUGCGCAGAGGAGCACAAAAAGCCAGCCGCGCCGCCUGUGUGCGCGAGGCGGUCCUGUGGGCUCCGCUCCGCGGCGCCUUGGUCCUUGGUGCUUGGGUCUGACCCGCGCGUUCGAUGCUGGGCGCUCAGGCCUCGUCGAGUCGCUCACGCGUGCGGACGGGUGCGAGACGGUCGCGGGGAGGGGCGGGUGGUGCUGUGCGGGCGCGUGUUCCGGUGAGGGCUGGAGCGGAGGGAUGGGUGAGAUGGCUUGCGGAGGGGUGAGCUGGAGGGCGGGUUGGCUCCGACGGAUGGACGAGGUGACGGACGGACCAACGCGGAGGGGCGAUGCGCAGACGCGCGGGUUUGCGGGUGCGGACGAGCGGUGCCGUCGAGUAUGGCAUAGCGUGAAGAGAGCGCCUGUCAGCGCAUCGGGGGACGCAGGGGAUGGGCGGUCCGGUGAUGGCUGGGCGGGCGCUUUGGGGGUGAUGGACGCGGGAGCGGUGGGAGGGCAGGUAGACAGGGGACGCGGGCGUGUGGUACAGAGAGAAUGGGGCGCUGGGUGGGGGAUGUGUAAGAGACGGAGGGAAGAUCGCGAGGAGGUGGAGGAUCGAGGAGAGUCACAUGGCCGAGGACGUGGGCGUC
Heterobasidion irregulare TC 32-1 is the source of this 1804-nucleotide messenger RNA. RefSeq lists its product as uncharacterized. The transcript is spliced from 8 exons. Lineage: Eukaryota; Fungi; Basidiomycota; Agaricomycetes; Russulales; Bondarzewiaceae. The annotation marks the transcript as partial. The record is from RefSeq and is a predicted model, not a curated record.